This is a messenger RNA of Lipotes vexillifer (Yangtze River dolphin), 540 nucleotides long. RefSeq names its product neuronal growth regulator 1 (gene NEGR1). The transcript has 5 exons. The coding region runs from base 1 to 540 and encodes 179 amino acids. The record is from RefSeq and is a predicted model, not a curated record. NCBI's taxonomy places the organism in Eukaryota, Metazoa, Chordata, Mammalia, Artiodactyla, Lipotidae.
AUGGAGAAUGCGAAACCAUUUGAAAAUGGACAAUAUUUGGACAUUUAUGGAAUUACACGGGACCAGGCUGGAGAAUAUGAAUGCAGUGCAGAAAAUGAUGUGUCAUUUCCAGAUGUGAAAAAAGUGAAAAUUGUCGUAAACUUUGCUCCUACGAUUCAGGAAAUUAAAUCAGGCACUGUGGCCCCAGGACGCAGCGGAUUGAUAAGAUGUGAAGGUGCAGGUGUGCCGCCUCCGGCCUUUGAAUGGUACAAAGGAGAGAAGAAGCUCUUCAGUGGCCAACAAGGAAUUAUUAUUCAGAAUUUUAGCACAAGAUCCAUUCUCACUGUUACCAAUGUGACACAGGAGCACUUCGGCAACUAUACUUGUGUGGCUGUCAACAAGCUAGGCACAACCAAUGCAAGCCUGCCUCUCAACCCUCCAAGUACAGCCCAGUAUGGAAUUACCGGGAGCGCUGACGUUCUUUUCUCCUGCUGGUACCUUGUGUUGACACUGUCCUCUUUCACCAGCAUAUUCUACCUGAAGAAUGCCAUUCUACAAUAA